UAACCCCCUUAGUCUUGCUAAUGGUUCUUUCCAGUAAUGGUAGCAUCAGCGUGGUGAAGGUGAAGGCAGCGUGUAUAAACAACGGAGAAGGAGUGAGCACUUAAACGGUUACAUGUUGUAACAGCUACCCGUGAAUCGAGAUUUGAAGACCUUUUCGCUUGACCCGUCGGAAAACAGGAGAGACUCUGUAACACAAUGCCCCAUCGAAAGAAGAAGGCAUUUAUUGACAAGAAGAAGGCUGUGACCUUUCACCUCGUCCACAGGAGUCAAAAGGAUCCUCUGGCUGCAGAUGAGAAAGCGCCACAGCAUGUCCUCUUGCCUGCCACAAAGGUGGAAACGGAGAAGAGGCGUGAGGAGCAGCGGAAAUUUGGCGUAUUCUUUGAUGAUGAUUAUAACUACCUUCAGCACCUGAAGGAGGCGUCGGGCCCAUCUGAGCUGGUGUACUCUGACAGACAGCCUCUUUCCCUCCAAGGUGAAGAGGAGGAGAAUGAGGGGGAAAAAACCGUGCACAAGGACAAUCCUGCCGCCUCCAUCAACCUGCCUUCUUCAGUGUUCGCCUCAGAGUUUGAAGAGAAGGUGGGACUUUUGAACAAAGCUGCUCCUAUUUCAGGACCCCGGCUCGACAUGGAUCCGGACAUUGUAGCUGCGCUCGACGAUGACUUUGAUUUUGAGAACCCCAACAACAUCCUGGAUGAUGAUUUCAUCAUCAGAGCAAACAGUGGGACUGGAGCUGUGGAAGGAGACGGUCACGAUGAUGAUGACGAGUGGGAGGACACAGAUGAGGAAGGCGACUUUGACUCUGAAGGCGGUUUUUCCAGCAACGAGGACACAGAAGGGGACGGCCGAGGUCGAGAGUUUCUGUUCAUGGACGAGGAGACGAAGAGUCGCUUCACUGAGUACUCGCUGACUUCGUCUGUGAUGAGGAGGAACGAGCAGCUCACCCUGCUGGACGACCGCUUUGAAAAGUUUUAUGAACAAUUUGAUGAUGUUGAGAUCGGUCCGCUGGACAACGCUGAGCUGGAAGGGUUCAUCGAACCAGACAGUGUUCGUCUGGAUGAAGUCCUCAAAGACUACUUCAAACAGAAAGAGAAGGAGUUUCUGAGGCCGGAAGAUUUAGGUCCCAAGGAGCUUCCUGUUGUGAGGGAGGAGGAGGAAGAUGAGGAUGAAGAAGAAGAGAUGGAAACCGUUGUUGUUGAAGCUCCAGAGGAGAAGUGGGACUGUGAAACAAUCAUCAGUACAUACUCCAACAUAUACAACAGACCCAAAGUCAUCGAAGAACCUCAAAAGCCAAAGCCGAUCCGUGUUUCCAGUAAGACGGGCAUCCCUCUAGAUGUGCUCCCAGCCAGAGGCCUCACAGCCAAGCAGGCAGAGCGCAUGACGAGAAUUAACGACACAGACCUGCCUCGUGUCUCCGCUCAGCCUCGAAGCAAAGAGGAGAGCAAAGGAGAGAGGAAGGCCAGGAAACAGGCUAUCAAGGAAGAACGUAAGGAAAGAAGAGUUGAAAAGAAAGCCAAUAAAAUGGCAUUCAAGGAGGAAAAAGCCCGACAGGAGAAGCAGAUGUUGAACCUGAGGACAAAUGUUCAAGGCCUGAAGCUUUAGCAGCUGCCCGCCAGGCCUGUGCCGACACUGACUUUUCAACUGGUCACAUGUUGCUCUUCACCUCAGUGGAGCUGACAGAACAGGAAAUCUUGGCAAAUGAGAGGUCUGAGGGGAUGUUGGGAAGUAUUGGUUUCCCCAAAUCAUCCAAUUCAUUCAGGAAAGAGCAAAAAUUGAAUUUCGUCUCCAGUAAUCCGGCUCAGGAUAUCGUGCUGUCGAAGGAAUACUGAAGGACAGGCUGUCACGCUUCAGUCAUGCCUGUCAAAUAUGAAUUUUGCGCCUUUAUUAAAAAUACUUUAAUCCAGCUUUCUGAGAUUCUUUCUGUAAGUCUUGUCAUGCUGUACUUUUACCACAGGUGAUAAGGUGGAUGACUCAGUGGCUGAUUCUGUGUUAACCAUAUCUAAGCAGCAAUAUUAAUUUUAUUAUGGUUAUUAUCAUCAAUUU
This is a messenger RNA of Haplochromis burtoni (Burton's mouthbrooder), 2040 nucleotides long. RefSeq names its product LTV1 ribosome biogenesis factor (gene ltv1). The transcript has 11 exons. The record is from RefSeq and is a predicted model, not a curated record. NCBI's taxonomy places the organism in Eukaryota, Metazoa, Chordata, Actinopteri, Cichliformes, Cichlidae. Gene Ontology annotation, biological process: ribosomal small subunit export from nucleus; ribosomal small subunit biogenesis. Gene Ontology annotation, cellular component: nucleus; preribosome, small subunit precursor; cytosol. The coding region runs from base 196 to 1599 and encodes 467 amino acids.